Molecule: messenger RNA, 222 nt
Organism: Perognathus longimembris pacificus (Pacific pocket mouse)
Lineage: Eukaryota; Metazoa; Chordata; Mammalia; Rodentia; Heteromyidae
Product: beta-defensin 12-like
Exons: 3
Coding region: 1-222 (73 amino acids)
Biological process (GO): innate immune response
Cellular component (GO): extracellular region
Source: RefSeq, a predicted model, not a curated record
AUGAUGCUGUGUCUAAUCCUCGCUCUGUUCUUCAUUUUGGCUCAGAUGCCGUCAGGAAGUGAGGCCGGACUUGAGUAUUCCCAGUCAUUUCCAGGAGGUGAGUUCGCUGUGUGUGAGACUUGCAGACUCGGUCGGGGUAAAUGCAGGAAGUCGUGCAUGGAGGAUGAGACAGUGGCUGGAAAUUGCAAGUUGAACAUUUUCUGUUGCCGACGGAGGAUCUGA